UAUAAUAGAUAUGUCAAUUCGCGUUUCGUUCCGCACGCAGGACAAUGCCAGUGCACAGGUCCACCAUCAUGGGCGCCACCGCUUUGGCCACAACAUGACCAUCAGUACAAAAGCCCACUCGCUUUACCCGUGGAUGUGGAUGUGGACGCGGACGAUGGGACACUUUGACGUUGGCAUUGGCGGAUUAUAAAGCUCCUCGUCGUUCUCCUUGCCUGCCAGUGACCCCGUGUAGUGUCAUCCGUGCUCAUCUAGAUCUCAAAUCCCCGUGAUAUGCCCUUUUCACAACUCACUUCUACAAGUUUUCUUCCCGUUCCUUCUGCAUUUACACGUCUUCGACGCAGCAUCAAAAUUCGAAUGCAUGCACCCUCCGUUUUCGAAUCAUUCGUGCCGAGUCAUCUUACCCUGAAGCGCAGGAGUUCUCUUUCGUCCACCCGCACGCAAAAAUCGUCCUUCACUUCCAGGGCCACCAAGCGCAGAUCUUUACUUCCUUCUCUAAAGUUGUCUUCGUCCUCGUUAUCUUCCUGGUCUUCCCGGGACACAGAAUCCAGUUCGAAACCUGUGGACUCUGAUUCAAGCCCCGAAUCGACUAUUCCCGAUAUUAUUGUGACACCGGCGAGUCCUAUUUGCACUUCGGCGCUCACAUCUCCUCCUCCACUCGGGAAAAAAAUUACUGAUCGGUUUUGGCCCGAAGAAGAUCUCGAACACGAUGAUCAAGAUGACAUGUCUGGAAAUGGCAGGUUUUCGUCGCCGAUGAUCGUGAAUGCGUUGUCACCCCCUCCAUAUCACCGACGUGCUCCGAAUGUCAUUGUGCAUCAGGACCACAUACUAUCUAGUGAUACUUAUCCUUCGCAUUAUAGAAACCAACACGACUCGCGCCCUAUGCGAUUCCCGUUCUGAGCAUAGAAUUUGUGAUUUUGAUAAAUGGUAUCUUACCUUCACGUUAAUCAGACCCAUCGUCUGCCUGUAGACUAAAUUGCAUACUGUAUUCUUGUUGU
This is a messenger RNA of Suillus subalutaceus, 995 nucleotides long. RefSeq lists its product as uncharacterized. The transcript is spliced from 3 exons. Lineage: Eukaryota; Fungi; Basidiomycota; Agaricomycetes; Boletales; Suillaceae. Bases 271 to 897 code for a protein of 208 amino acids. The record is from RefSeq and is a predicted model, not a curated record.